UUUAAAUUUUCAUUUUCUUAGAUAUAUAGGUAUGGGAAUAUAAUGAUCAUAUACAUAAGUCAUUAUAUAGAUAGGCAUCUCCAUUAGCCAGUAACCACGUCAGUCGGCAAGUAGUUUGAAUCUUUUAAAGGAGAUGAUACAAGUUUUGCCUAAUACUUUAAAUUUGAAAAAUGGAGGUCCCAUAUAAAAAGAUAUUUAUUUAUGUUUUAACUUUUGCGGCUUACGCUUAUACUGGUAUUGGUUCGAGUAUGUUACGAAACUUAAAGGACGCAGUUUUAUCUGCUGAGUCAGUAUUUGGCGACGUAUUUAAGAACGUUAUAACUGUUGCUGAAAAGUUUAAAUCUCUACAUGAAGUCUUCGACGCUGCCGUUGAAGAGGACUGCAUCUUCUCUUGCCCUGGAGGACAAAAACCAGUGCGAAAUAAAAACCAUAUUCCGAAAUCUGAUGGCUGCGGUUCGCUCGGCUUUGAAAUAUCUUCAGAUUAUUUACCAUUGGACCAGAUGACGAAAUGUUGUGAUGCACACGACAUAUGUUAUGACACUUGUAAUAGUGGAAAAGAAGUUUGUGAUUUAGAGUUUAAGAAGUGUUUGUAUAAUUACUGUGAUACAUAUAAAAAUGUCAAUGUUGCAGGGAAUGCAAUUACAAAAGGUUGUAAAGGUGCAGCCAAACUUCUCUUCACUGGCACUUUAACACUUGGCUGCAAAUCAUAUUUAGAUGCACAAACAAAUGCGUGUUACUGUCCAUCUUCGAAAAAUAAAUAUAAAAAAUAUGCCACUGGUAAAGAUGAACUUUAAUUGUAAGAGCAUACAUCAGUACCGUCAUAAUUAUUUUAUUUGUUUUUAUCCAAACAGACGAGGAUUUUUGUUAUGUAUUAAUGUGUAAUUUUUUUUAUCAAUAUCUUGAUAAAAUAAGUAAGAUCAUCAAAUAUGAAUUAAAAAACUUUGCAACAAUUGAUGUACUAAGAAUUACCAAAAAGUAAAUAAAUAAUAAAAAUAAAAUAAUA
This is a messenger RNA of Nymphalis io (European peacock), 1003 nucleotides long. RefSeq names its product group XIIA secretory phospholipase A2 (gene GXIVsPLA2). Gene Ontology annotation, molecular function: calcium ion binding; A2-type glycerophospholipase activity. The record is from RefSeq and is a predicted model, not a curated record. Gene Ontology annotation, cellular component: extracellular region. Gene Ontology annotation, biological process: arachidonate secretion; lipid catabolic process; phospholipid metabolic process. The transcript is spliced from 4 exons. The coding region runs from base 171 to 794 and encodes 207 amino acids. Lineage: Eukaryota; Metazoa; Arthropoda; Insecta; Lepidoptera; Nymphalidae.